AUGACACCAUUCGAAGCCCUUUAUGGGAGGAAAUGUAGGUCUCCCAUAGUGUGGUUUGAAGCUGGAGAAGUGUAUCUAUUAGGGGUAGACUUAGUGAGGGAUACUCAUGAUAUGGUAAAGAGCAUCCAAACUAUGCUUCUAGUAGCUCAAAAUCAUCAAAACGAGUAUGUUGAUCGUAAUGUAAGGGAUAUGACAUUCGAAGUUGGUGAGAAGGUGCUUCUAAAGGUGUCACCCACUAAAGGGGUAAUGGUGUUUGGUAAAAUAGGCAAACUCAGUCCUCGCUAUAUUAGUCCUUUUGAGAUUCUUAACUAUGUAGGGAUGAUGGCGUACAGAUUGGCCUUACCACCUAGCUUGUCUAGGGUACAUCCGAUAUUUUAUGUGUCAAUGCUGAAAAAGUACCAUGGGGCUGGGGACUUCAUCAUUAAAUGGGAUUCGGUAUUGUUAGACAAGGAUCUUUGGUAUGAGGAAGAGCCAGUUUCAAUCUUUGAUCGUGAUGUCCGGAAGUUGAGGACUAAAGAGUUCAACAUGGUUAAAGUGCAAUGGAAACAUCAUUCAGUAGAAGAAGCCACUUGGGAGACUGAGAAGGACAUGCGAGACAAGUAUCCUCAGUUGAUCAUCGAAAUAGGUACUACUCUAUCUCUACUUUAG
Molecule: messenger RNA, 648 nt
Organism: Solanum dulcamara
Lineage: Eukaryota; Viridiplantae; Streptophyta; Magnoliopsida; Solanales; Solanaceae
Exons: 1
Coding region: 1-648 (215 amino acids)
Source: RefSeq, a predicted model, not a curated record